UGUCUGAUUGGUUCCCCAGCUCAGUUCAGCUGGGAGUCGCAUCCUACCUGGUUAGGAGGUGUACUGUCUUUCCACACUCGCUUGUACUCACUGGACUGCUGAGGCUUGAGGCAAACUCUGGGCUGAGGGACUCAGCUGAUAAGAGGAGAGACCAUAAAAGCGACCUGAUGGGUUCUCCUCGCAAAGCCUUCCUCUUCUCUCCGUACCUCCUGUGGAGUCAAACUAGGGGAGUGAGGUUGAUGUUCCUGUUACUAACCCUGCAUUUGGGAAACUGCGUUGAUAAAGCAGACGAUGAAGAUGAUGAAGAUUUAACUAUGAAUAAAACAUGGGUCUUGGCACCAAAAAUUCAUGAAGGAGACAUCACACAAAUUCUCAACUCAUUACUUCAAGGUUAUGAUAACAAACUUCGUCCAGACAUAGGAGUGAGGCCCACAGUAAUUGAAACUGACGUUUAUGUGAAUAGCAUUGGGCCAGUUGAUCCCAUAAACAUGGAGUACACCAUAGAUAUAAUUUUUGCCCAAACCUGGUUUGACAGCCGUUUGAAGUUCAAUAGCACCAUGAAGGUGCUUAUGCUUAACAGCAACAUGGUGGGGAAGAUAUGGAUUCCUGACACAUUCUUCAGGAACUCCAGGAAGUCUGAUGCACAUUGGAUAACAACGCCCAAUCGCCUGCUGCGGAUCUGGAGUGACGGAAGAGUUCUCUACACUCUACGAUUAACAAUUAAUGCAGAAUGCUAUCUUCAACUUCAUAACUUUCCUAUGGAUGAGCAUUCCUGUCCACUUGAAUUUUCAAGCUAUGGAUACCCUAAAAAUGAAAUUGAGUACAAGUGGAAAAAGCCUUCUGUGGAAGUGGCUGAUCCUAAGUACUGGAGAUUAUAUCAGUUUGCAUUUGUAGGAUUACGAAAUUCAACUGAAAUCUCUCACACAAUCUCUGGAGAUUAUAUUAUCAUGACAAUAUUUUUUGACCUGAGCAGACGAAUGGGCUAUUUCACGAUUCAGACCUACAUUCCAUGCAUUCUAACAGUUGUUCUUUCUUGGGUUUCUUUUUGGAUCAAUAAAGAUGCAGUACCAGCCAGAACAUCACUGGGUAUCACUACGGUUUUGACUAUGACAACCCUCAGUACAAUUGCCAGGAAAUCUUUACCUAAGGUUUCUUAUGUGACAGCAAUGGAUCUCUUUGUCUCUGUUUGUUUUAUUUUUGUGUUUGCAGCACUGAUGGAAUAUGGAACCUUGCAUUAUUUUACUAGCAAUAAUAAAGGAAAAACCACCAGAGACAGGAAGCAUAAAAACAGGACUUCGGUAUCACCAGGUCUCCAUGCUGGAUCUACGCUGAUACCCAUGAACAGUAUUUCUCUGCCUCAAGGGGAAGAUGAUUAUGGCUACCAGUGUUUGGAGGGCAAAGAUUGUGCUAGCUUUUUCUGCUGCUUUGAAGACUGCAGGACAGGGUCCUGGAGGGAAGGACGGAUACACAUACGCAUAGCCAAAAUUGAUUCCUACUCGAGAAUCUUUUUCCCAACAGCUUUUGCCUUGUUCAAUCUGGUUUACUGGGUUGGAUAUCUUUACUUAUAAAUCCUACUCAUAGAUAAAUAAAAGCCUGGUUUAGUCCAAUAUACUCAGUUGUAUUCCAGUAACAAUGAAGUUUAAAUUUAAAAUGAAGGAGUCCAUUGGUAAAAAUCUGAAUGGUACUGUUAAAAGACUAGGGCAUUCAUACAUGAAUAAGACAGAAGUAUUCAGAUUAACUUAUCUAAGUGGACAUGAAAUUGAUUGUCAGGUAUAACACAUUGAAAUCUUAGCAUAUAUUUUUACUUUACUUUUCUUUAUUUUGCUUGUAUACUAUUAAUAUUGGGAGUUAAUACUUCUGUGAGACAUAUUUUGAAUAUGAAAUAAUUUUAAUACAUAUUUUAUUUAAAUAUAACUAUUGCUUAUAAUGAACUUAAUGCCUAAUAUUAAAGUGUUCUUUGCCUAGAUUAGUCAUUCAUUUGAUUUUAAUUCUUGUUUUUACUUGCCCUGUUUGGGAUAUAGAAUGUUUGAAACAAAGCCAUGGUUUUCUCUGAUUUAUUUCCAGGAUAUGUAACUCUCAAGAAGAAAAUAAUAUGUGUAUUAAUUCCUUUUUAAAUAAUUUCCCUUGUGAACUGUUAAUUUGUAAUUGUACAUGUUUAUGGAUUUACAGAAUAAACAGUGCUGUUAUGUCUUAUGUUUGAAAUGUAAAACAAUUCAAUCAAUCUACUUGACAAUUACAGUUUCUAAAUGACCAGUUUUAUCUGUAAUCCAGUUGAUUUCCUGCUCAAGGGUUAAACAGAACUCAAGCCACAUUUAAUUUGAAGAUUUUCAAACUUCGAUAGAAAAUACUAAAGCCAUUUUGUUUAUUUUUGUUUGCAAUGCAAGGUGUGGACAAAAAUGAAAGUUAUUUUCUGCUUUGUAGGAUUUGCGAGGUAUAAAGAGGUUAAUGCUAAAUGUUACAAUGUAACAACAAAGAAAUCAAGUGGGAAAUGUUCUGUUUUUUCAUUAUGUGCCACAAAAGAGUGUCACAAGUUCAAAAAAGCAUUAAGUUAAAGUGCUUGAUUUAACAGUGCUUAAAGAAUCAUCUGGCAAACUAAUUGCAGGUUGUCUUGAAGAUAGACUUAAAUAUAUUCUAUUGACAUUUCAUAUAGCAGAUAUGUUUGGGAAUAUACCCAUUGAUUUCCGGGGUGAGUUUUACAACUGUGUUGCAAUCACUGUGUUCUCUCUUUUAGAAAUGUGGGAAGCCUCAAAAUUCAUCUUACAAAUGGCCUUUGUGAGUGGCAUCUGUAAUGAACUUGAGUGAGGACAUCUCAAAAUCCCUCCAGAGAGGAGAAGAAAGAUUCUAGAGAGUCUCACUGUAGGGAAAGCUCAUCACAGUUGCCAGUGCUACAUCUGUGAGCAGAGGCUUCAGUUUGGAUAUAAAGAGCACACAUUUUCACUGUGGGUCUGGAGAGGUGGCUCAGCAUACAAGGGCAUCUUAUGUUCUUACAGAGAACCCAGGUUCAGUUCCCAGUUUACAACAAUCUGUAAUGCAGGGAAACUGAAGCUCUCUUCUGGUGUGGCUGAGAGUGCAUGGACAUUGGUGCACAUACAUACAUGCAGGAGAUUACAUACAAUAAAAAUAAAUAAAUCUUAGAAAGGAGGACAUUCUCAAGGUUCACAGUAGCUAUCACAAUGAAAGGUUUCAUGAGGAAAGGCUUGUUGAGUUUGAAGAGGAAGCUGUCAUGUGAGCGUUUGACACACGUUUUUAUUUCAGUAAUUGCUCCACGUGGUGUAGCGGUGUCGGGGUGAAGCUUCAAAUGUAAAACAACGUGUGUUCCCCAGCUAAAUACAACUCUUUCAUCUUUCUCACAAACCUCUUAAAAACACACAGGAUUUGAGGGACACUAAAAUAUUGACUUUUUUAAAAAUACGAAGAGCCAAAUAUAAAAUUUUGACUAUGUGUAUAUUAACUUUUAGAUACUCCACUCAUUUAUGUUGACAGCAUUAAAUAUUAGUAGAUGUCAAUAAGAUGAACAUUCAUUUAAGGGAUAAAUGAGGUAUGGAGCAUCCCUUAAGGCAUAACAUGCUUCACUAUAUUUUUAUGGCUAUUUACAUAUUUGUAGUGGUGGCUUGCUCAUUGUUAACGGUGUUUAAUUUCGGGGCUCUUUGAAAUGUAUCUAAGCAUGACUACUUGUUAAAAUAUUUUUAAAUGCUUGAUAUAAGUACCCUCGAGUUUCUCAUUGAUGUUGACAAUAUUUACAAGUGAAAAUAAAAAUUGUUAAAAAUA
Molecule: messenger RNA, 3768 nt
Organism: Peromyscus leucopus (white-footed mouse)
Lineage: Eukaryota; Metazoa; Chordata; Mammalia; Rodentia; Cricetidae
Gene: Gabrg1
Product: gamma-aminobutyric acid type A receptor subunit gamma1
Exons: 9
Coding region: 168-1568 (466 amino acids)
Biological process (GO): signal transduction; regulation of postsynaptic membrane potential; nervous system process
Cellular component (GO): dendrite membrane; neuron projection; postsynapse
Molecular function (GO): inhibitory extracellular ligand-gated monoatomic ion channel activity; benzodiazepine receptor activity; GABA-A receptor activity
Source: RefSeq, a predicted model, not a curated record